AUGUUUCGUGCGCAGCAGAAUGCGUUUGACGAUGCUGUCGCCAAGGCGACUGACGAGAACCUGACCUCCGAGAAUUGGGAAUACAUUCUGGAUGUCUGUGACAAGGUCUCUGUCGAAGAAUCUGGCGCAAAAGAAGCGGUUGCAGCCAUGAUCAAGAGGUUGGCUCAUAGGAAUGCCAACGUACAGCUUUAUACCUUGGAGCUUGGCAAUGCUCUGUCGCAAAAUUGCGGUCCAAAGAUUCAUCGCGAGUUGGCCUCGAGAAGCUUUACAGAUGCGCUUCUUCGGUUGGCGGCCGAUCGAAACACGCAUCAACAAGUGAAAUCCAAGAUCUUGGAGCGUAUGCAAGAAUGGACCGAAAUGUUCUCCUCUAAUCCCGACUUUGGUAUUAUGGAGCAGGCAUACAUGAAGCUGAAAACUACAAACCCCAACUUGCAACCUCCCUCGAAACCUGUCAAGCAACAGAUUACCGAUUUCGACCGCAAGAAGGAAGAAGAAGAACUGCAGAUGGCACUGGCACUAUCGGUCAAGGAAAGAAAGCCGAUCCCUUCUCAAGCGGGCUCAGCGGCUGCUGUGCCUGCACCUGCCCUUGCAUCUACAUCGACCCCAACUCCAGGAAGCCAAGCCGAGCCUGCUGGAGCUCAACCUGUUCUGUCUGGCACUUCUGUGGCUACUGUUUCGCGAGUCAGGGCCCUUUUCGACUUCCAGCCAUCCGAGCCUGGAGAGCUCCAGUUCCGAAAAGGCGAUACCAUUGCUGUUUUGGAGUCUGUAUACAAGGAUUGGUGGAAGGGUUCCUUGAGGGGCCAGACCGGUAUCUUCCCUCUUAACUACGUCGAGAAGCUUCCCGAUCCGACUGUGGAGGAGUUACAGCGCGAGGCUCAGAUGGAGGGAGAUGUCUUCAGUCAGAUCAAGAACGUUGAGAAGCUCCUGACUCUAUUGAGUACCCGGAGUUCGGAUCUCAAUGUUCAAGAAAAUGAGGAAAUCACUACCCUCUAUCACUCCACCCUCGCUAUUCGGCCAAAGCUGAUUGAGCUGAUUGGCAAGUACUCUCAAAAGAAAGAUGAGUUCACUCAGCUCAACGAGAAGUUCAUUAAGGCCCGCCGUGAUUAUGAGUCUUUGCUCGAAGCGUCAAUGGCACACCCAGCGCAGCCUCAAUACGGUCGACCUGGACAGCCUCAGUACGGAUAUCCCGGUGCGGCUGCGCCUGCUGGAUAUCCUCCGGGCCCCCCUUCGGAUCAACGAUACUUUAGCCCUCGCCCUCAAGAGCAACCUCCCCAGUCGCAGACCCCCUACUAUGGCGCAGAGCAGACAAUCCCCUACCGACCUGCAUCUCAUUCCCCUGAUCCUCGCACCCAAUUUGCAGGUGGCGCGCCACUGCAACAGCAGCCGCCAUCUCAGGCUGAGCCUUACCAGCCCACGCACCACCAACUAGGAACAUCCGUCUACGACUCGCCCGUGGACCAGCGUCCCCAGUACCCUCCCACCGGCCAGGUGCCACCUACAGCUCACCAGCAAUUCCAGCAGCAGCAACAAUCACAGCAGGACUACUCGCCCUCCGCUUACUCAAGCGAAGAGACACCCCAGAUGCCAUCUGCUCCUGGGAUGCCGCAGCAGUAUCAAAAGCAGCAGCAACAAGCCCCUUACCCCAAUUCUCCCACCGCUCAGCAGCAGGCCCCUCCCGCACACCACCCUCCUCCGAUUCCCGGAGCCGCCCCUUCUGCUCAGUACAACGCCUUCAAUCCUGCACCAUCGGCACCGCCUGGUAGCGCAGAAUAUCAGGCGUACCAGCCUACGCAGGGUAACGCGCCUCCCUCCAACCCAGCUUCGUUUUACAGAUAG
Messenger RNA from Penicillium maclennaniae, 1836 nucleotides. RefSeq names its product ESCRT-0 subunit protein HSE1. NCBI's taxonomy places the organism in Eukaryota, Fungi, Ascomycota, Eurotiomycetes, Eurotiales, Aspergillaceae. The coding region runs from base 1 to 1836 and encodes 611 amino acids. The transcript has 10 exons. Gene Ontology annotation, molecular function: ubiquitin binding; phosphatidylinositol binding. Gene Ontology annotation, cellular component: ESCRT-0 complex. The record is from RefSeq and is a predicted model, not a curated record. Gene Ontology annotation, biological process: protein transport to vacuole involved in ubiquitin-dependent protein catabolic process via the multivesicular body sorting pathway.